Messenger RNA from Brassica napus (rape), 1366 nucleotides. RefSeq names its product lysM domain-containing GPI-anchored protein 2-like. The coding region runs from base 147 to 1235 and encodes 362 amino acids. Lineage: Eukaryota; Viridiplantae; Streptophyta; Magnoliopsida; Brassicales; Brassicaceae. The record is from RefSeq and is a predicted model, not a curated record. The transcript has 4 exons.
UGUUCUCAUUUAUCUUCUCUCAAAAGUCAACGGUCAAACUCCAAAAGUCUCCUCUGGCCAAACUCUCUUCCUCGUCCUUUUAAACCACACAAAUCCGUCUGAGAGAGACACACACCUGACAACUCUCCGGCAACUAACAAACAAAAAUGGAAACUUCCCGUUUUACCCUCCCCCUUCUUCUCCUCGCCACCUCCUUCCUCCUCCCCCUCUCCGCCCAAAUGACCGGCAACUUCAAAUGCGGCUCUCCCGGCGACUCAAACAGCACGUGUCGCUCUCUCGUCGGCUACUCGACCAAGAACGCCACAACGUACGCCAGCAUCAAAACCCUCUUCGCCGUGGAGAACCUCCGCUCCAUCCUCGAAGCCAACAACCUCCCGCUCUCCACCACAGGCGCUCAGCGCGUGAACCCAAACCAGGUCGUGCGCGUACCGAUCCCUUGCACUUGCUCAAACGGAACCGGCGUCUCCACCGAUGUUCCGGUUUACACCGUCAAGCAAGGGGACACGCUCUCCGCCAUCGCGUCCGAGCUGUUCGGAGGGUUGGUUCGUUUCCCGAGGAUCAGCGAGAUGAACAAGAUCCCCAACGCGAACGAGAUCGUGAUCGGUCAAAGGGUGUGGAUCCCUUUGCCGUGUAGCUGCGAUAAGGUGAACGGUCGAGAUGUUGUCCACUAUGCACACGUGGUUAAAUCCGGAAGCUCCCUCGGCGCGAUCGCUGCUCAGUUUGGAACUGACAACGGGACGCUGGCUACGCUCAAUGGGAUCUCCGGCGAUGCUCAGCUCCUCGCUGAUAACCCUCUCGACGUCCCUCUCAGAGCCUGUAGCUCUUAUGUAAGGAACAACUCGUUGGAUGCUUCUUCUAUGCUUUUGCCUAACGGAUCAUACUCCAUCACUGCAAACAAUUGCAUCAGGUGCUCUUGUGAUGCGUCAAAAAAUUGGACUCUAAGCUGUGAAGCUUCUCAGCUUAGGCCUACGACCUGGCAAACUUGCCCGCCUACACGAUGCCCAGGAGGAGAGAAUUUGCUUCUAGGUAACACGACUAGUACCUCUUGCGGACCUCGUUCUUGCGCCUAUGCUGGUUACUCGAACCAGACAAUCCUCACAACCCUUUCCCCGGAUCCUUGUUCAGGUUCUGAUGGUUCUACACCUUCAGGUAACUAUGCUUCAACGUUCAGCCCAAGCUUCAGUUUCGUGGUGUUGUUUAUUCAGUGUGCUCUGUUCUGUGCAUGCCUUCUCUAGUUAUGUAAUAAUUUUGUGUUUGUGAGUGUGAAUUUAAAGUACAGUUCGUGAUUGAAAUAAAAACAUUGUUCCACAAGAAGCAUGGCUUUUUGUGUUUGUAUCUAUGUAUUAUAUUCAAAAUAAUUUCAACU